AUGCGAGCCGUACGCCAAGCUGUCUCUGUGUUCCUUGUAGGUUCUGCCUGGGGCUCUGAGGAUGAGACCCGUCUGGUGAAAACCCUGUUCACUGGCUACAACAAGGUGGUGCGUCCUGUCGCUCACUUCAAGGACCCAGUGGUGGUUACAGUUGGCCUGCAGCUCAUUCAACUCAUCAGUGUGGAUGAGGUCAACCAGAUUGUUAACAGCAACGUUCGACUGAAACAGCAAUGGAAGGACGUGAACUUGCAAUGGAAUCCUGAGGAUUAUGGUGGAAUCAAAAAGAUAAGAGUGCCUUCCACUGACAUUUGGCGUCCUGACCUCGUUCUCUAUAACAAUGCUGAUGGUGACUUUGCCAUCGUUCACGAGACCAAAGUGCUGCUGGAGCACACUGGCAUGAUCACGUGGAACCCCCCUGCCAUCUUCAGGAGCUACUGUGAGAUCAUCGUAUUGCACUUCCCCUUCGACCUGCAGAACUGCAGCAUGAAGCUGGGUACCUGGACCUAUGAUGGCAACUUGGUUGUCGUCAAUCCCGACAGCGACCGUCCUGACCUGAGUAACUUCAUGGAGAGUGGAGAGUGGGUGAUGAAGGACUACCGCAGCUGGAAACACUGGGUGUACUAUGCCUGCUGCCCAGACACGCCCUACCUGGACAUCACCUACCACUUCCUGAUGCUGCGGCUGCCCCUCUACUUCAUCGUCAACGUCAUCAUCCCCUGCAUGCUCUUCUCAUUCCUCACUGGCCUCGUCUUCUAUCUGCCCACUGACUCUGGUGAGAAGAUGACUCUGAGUAUCUCUGUCCUGCUGUCUCUGACUGUGUUCCUGCUGGUCAUCGUUGAGCUCAUCCCCUCCACAUCCAGUGCUGUGCCGCUCAUCGGGAAGUACAUGCUCUUCACCAUGGUUUUCGUCAUUGCCUCCAUCAUCAUCACUGUCAUCGUCAUCAACACCCACCACCGUUCCCCCAGCACUCACACCAUGUCCCCAUGGGUUCGCAAGAUUUUCAUUGACACCAUUCCCAACCUCAUGUUUUUCUCAACAAUGAAACGUCCUGCAAAGGAGAGACAGGAUAAAAACAUCUAUGGUGCUGACUUUGACAUCUCAGACAUCUCAGGCAAGCCCACCCCUACUGCAGUCACCUACCAGUCCCCCAUCACCAAGAACCCAGACGUACGCAGUGCUAUUGAGGGGGUGAAGUACAUCGCUGAGACCAUGAAAUCUGAUGAGGAGUCCAACAGUGCUGCUGAAGAGUGGAAGUUUGUAGCCAUGGUGCUGGAUCACAUUCUGCUGUGUGUGUUCAUGGCAGUGUGUAUCAUUGGCACACUGGGGGUGUUCGCAGGCCGUCUCAUUGAGCUGAGCAUGACACCCUAG
Messenger RNA from Salvelinus namaycush (lake trout), 1368 nucleotides. RefSeq names its product acetylcholine receptor subunit alpha-like. Bases 1 to 1368 code for a protein of 455 amino acids. Gene Ontology annotation, biological process: chemical synaptic transmission; regulation of membrane potential; monoatomic ion transmembrane transport. Lineage: Eukaryota; Metazoa; Chordata; Actinopteri; Salmoniformes; Salmonidae. Gene Ontology annotation, cellular component: synapse; postsynaptic membrane; neuron projection. The transcript has 8 exons. Gene Ontology annotation, molecular function: acetylcholine-gated monoatomic cation-selective channel activity; transmembrane signaling receptor activity. The record is from RefSeq and is a predicted model, not a curated record.